UGGCCGCUGGCAGCUGACGGCCAGCUGGCGGCUGCGCGGUGCCUGAGUUCGGACAGCUUAAGCUAUCAGACCAUUCAAUGGCAAUCCACCACCAAAAGCUCGCCCGACAGACGAGCAACAGCCAUGAAUUCAAUAUCACGAUUUGGCCGGCGCACGGCAGAGCGAGCGACGGGGUGGUCAUGUUUCGGGUGCCGGGCUGCACAGGGCCAAUGGGCGGGCAACACCGUGUCGCGGGGCGCGCGGUUCAUAUCAAAAACGGUGACAAAAGACCAGCAGCACGCAAACCCGCGCGCCCGCCCAGAGCUGCAGGGCAUGCUCAAGGUGCGCGAGAUCUACAAGCAGCGGAAUAGGUCAACCAUGUUCUACACCCUCAGCAUCAUCCUCGGCACCGUCGCCUUUUCGUACGGCUCGGUCCCGCUCUACAAGAUGCUCUGCCAGACGAUCGGCUGGGGCGGGCAGCCCAUCAAGGCGCACGGCAGCUCGGGCUCAGGGUCCGACGCCGACUUCGACCUGGCCAGCCGGCUGAAGCCGGUGACGGACGCCAAGCGGAUCCGCGUCACGUUCAGCUCGUCCGUGUCGGACACGCUGCCGUGGAAGUUUGUGCCGCAGCAGCGCGAGGUGCGCGUGCUGCCGGGCGAGACGGCGCUGGCCUUUUACACGGCCACCAACAAGAGCGACUCGGACAUAAUCGGGAUCGCCACGUACAGCGUCACGCCCGGCCAGGUCGCGCCGUACUUUAGCAAGAUCCAGUGUUUUUGUUUUGAGGAGCAGCGCCUGAAUGCCGGCGAGACGGUCGACAUGCCCGUCUUCUUCUACCUCGACCCCGACCUACUGAAUGAUGUCAACAUGAAGGGCGUCGAGACGGUCACGCUGAAUUAUACGUUUUUUAGUACGUUCCCUCCCUCCAUUUGUCUCGGUUUUGCGACAGGUUACUAACCGCUGUAUCCUUCCCCUGCAGAGGCUCGCUAUGACAACAACGGG
Molecule: messenger RNA, 981 nt
Organism: Lasiosphaeria miniovina
Lineage: Eukaryota; Fungi; Ascomycota; Sordariomycetes; Sordariales; Lasiosphaeriaceae
Product: cytochrome c oxidase assembly protein CtaG/Cox11-domain-containing protein
Exons: 3
Coding region: 124-936 (270 amino acids)
Cellular component (GO): mitochondrial inner membrane
Molecular function (GO): copper ion binding
Source: RefSeq, a predicted model, not a curated record